UACCUUUUUCCCCCCCCCCCGUUUCUUUUGCAAUUUUAUUCCCUAUGUGGAAGUCGCGUGUGAUUCGUGCUCGGCACACUGCAUGGGAAGAAGCGGCUGGUGCUUUGGAUCGAGGAUUUGCUGUUGCAAAGCGGUCUAACUUCCAUGCAGUGGGGCAGCCUUCACUACUCUAAACGCCUUGAUGAUGUGCUGAGGAGCCCAUGUAGAUUGGCAUCUUGUGCAGAGAAGGCACUUAAGCUACUCCUGGCAUUCUACACAAACACUCAUUAGUCAUUCUGGAGAUGGACUUGCUGUCUGGAACCUACCUCUUGGCAGUCUUGUUGGCCUGCAUCGUGUUCCAAUCUGGCGCCCAGGAGAAGAAUUACACCGUGCGGGAAGAACUGCCUGAAAAUGUCCUCAUUGGCAACCUGCUCAAGGAUCUCAACCUAACCCUGGACCCAGACGUGCCCCUCUCCUCCCCGCUGCAGUUCAAGCUGGUGUACAAGACCGGGGACGUGCCCCUGGUGCGGGUGGAGGAGAACACCGGGGAGAUCUUCACGGCCGCCAACCGCAUCGACCGCGAGAAGCUGUGCGCCGGCAUCCUCAGCGAGAGCCGCUGCUUCUACGAGGUGGAGGUGGCCGUGCUGCCUGAUGAGGUCUUCAGGCUGGUCAAGAUCAGGUUCCUAAUCGAGGAUAUAAAUGACAACGCUCCUCUUUUCCCCUCUACAGUAAUUAACAUCUCGAUCCCUGAGAACACAGCCAUUAAUUCCCGCUACUCUGUCCCGUCUGCCAUCGACCCGGACAUCGGGGUGAACGGCAUCCAGCAUUAUGAGCUCCUCAAGGGUCAAAAUGUAUUUGGUCUUGACAUAACUGAGACACCUGAGGGAGAUAAGUGGCCUCAACUGAUCGUCCAGCAGAUCUUGGAUAGGGAGCAGAAGGACACCUAUGUGAUGAAAAUCAAAGUUGAAGAUGGUGGGAGCCCCCCAAGGUCCAGCACUGCCAUCCUGCAGGUGACAGUGACCGAUGUCAACGACAACCGCCCGGUGUUCAAGGAGAACGACAUCGAGGUCAGCGUGCCGGAAAACGCCCCCGUGGGCACCUCCGUGUCCCAGCUGCACGCCACCGACGCUGACCUGGGCUCCAAUGCGCAGAUCCACUUCUACUUCAGCAACCAGAUCUCCAGCCUGGCCAAAAGGCUCUUUGCCAUCGAUAACACCACUGGCCUCAUCACCAUCAGGGAGCCGCUGGACAGGGAGGAAUCUCCUGUGCACAAAUUGACCGUUUUGGCAAGUGAUGGCAGCUCGACUCCCUCGAGAGCCACAGUGACUGUUAAUGUCACAGACAUCAAUGACAAUGUCCCAUCCAUAGACACGAGGUACAUCAUCAACCCUGUGAAUGGGACAGUGCUUUUGUCUGAGAAGGCUCCCCUUAAUACAAAAAUUGCAUUGAUAACAGUGAUGGACAAGGACGCGGAUCAGAAUGGGAAAGUGACCUGUUUUACAGAUCACGAUGUCCCUUUCAGGCUAAAACCAGUGUUUGAUAAUCAGUUUCUCCUGGAGACAGCCACGUUUCUAGACUAUGAAGCUACCCGGGAAUAUGCCAUCAAAAUAGUGGCUUCAGAUUCAGGGAAGCCUCCCUUAAACCAGUCUGCAAUGCUCCUGAUCAAAAUUAAGGACGAAAACGACAACGCCCCAGUUUUCACACAGCCUGUCAUAGGCCUGUCCAUCCCUGAAAACAACGCCCCUGGUACUCAGCUAACCAAGAUCAGUGCCACAGACGCCGACAGCGGGCGCAAUGCCGAGAUCAGCUACAUCCUGGGUUCUGAUGCCCCCCCAAUUUUCAACCUGGACCGCCGCACAGGCAUCCUGACAGCGGUGAGAAAGCUGGACAGAGAAAAGCAAGACAGGUACUCCUUCACUGUGCUGGCUAAGGAUAACGGGAUGCCACCUUUGCAGACCAAUGCUACCGUGACGGUGUCAGUGCUGGACCAGAACGAUAACAGCCCUGCUUUCACACAUAGUGAAUAUAAUUUCUACGUGCCAGAAAACCUGCCCAUGUAUGGCACAGUGGGGCUUAUCACCGUUACGGACGCUGACGCGGGAGACAACGCUGCGGUCACCCUCUCUAUCUUAAAUGGUAGAGAUAAUUUCAUUAUAGAUCCACUUACUGGUGUGAUAAGACCUAACAUUACCUUUGAUAGGGAGCAGCAGGGGUCAUACACUUUCCAGGUGAAAGCAGUGGAUGGAGGAAGACUGCAGCGUUCCUCGACUGCCAAAGUGACCAUCAAUGUUGUUGAUGUAAAUGAUAACAGGCCUGUUUUUGUUAUUCCCUCAUCUAAUUAUUCCUAUGAGUUGGUCCCAACGUCAGCCAGCCCAGGGUCUGUAGUCACCAAAGUCUUUGCGGUUGAUAAUGACACGGGAAUGAACGCAGAGCUCCGCUAUAGCAUCAUAGGUGGGAACUCCAGGGGCUUGUUUACCAUUGACCAAUUAACAGGCAAUAUUACCUUGAAAGAGAAGGUGAUUGGAUCAGAUCAUGGCCUGCACAGACUGGUGAUCAAGGUGAAUGACCUGGGACAGCCAGAGUCUCUUUACACAAUAGCUCUCGUGCACUUGUUUGUGAACGAGACCGUCACCAACAGCUCCUACGUGCAAGAGCUGGUGCGUAGGAAUAUGGAAACUCCAGUGGGCCAGAACAUUGGGGAUGGUGAGAUAACCCCACAGACCAAUGAUUAUGUCAAGAUCAUCAUUGCCAUUAUUGCAGGCACCAUGACAGUUAUUCUGGUAAUUUUUGUUACCGCUUUAGUCCGGUGCCGCCAGACGCCCAGGCACAAGGUUGUCCAAAAAAAUAAGCAGAGUGGUGAGUGGGUUUCCCCCAACCAAGAGAACAGGCAGAUCAAGAAAAAGAAGAAGAAGAAGAAGCGCUCUCCAAAGAGUCUCCUCCUCAACUUUGUGACUAUUGAAGAGUCUAAGCCUGAUGAUCCUGGCCACGAGCACAUAAAUGGCACUUUAGACAUUCCCGUAGAGCUGGAAGAACAGACUAUGGGAAAAUAUAACUGGGCCACCACACCAACCACAUUUAAACCUGAUAGCCCAGACUUAGCAAAGCACUACAAGUCUGCUUCUCCACAGCCUACCUUUCAAAUUAAACCUGAGACUCCUGUACCCCCCAAGAAGCACCAUGUCAUUCAGGAAUUGCCUCUAGAUAACACCUUUGUGGUGGGCUGUGACUCACUUUCCAAAUGCUCAUCCAGCAGCUCGGACCCUUACAGUGUUUCUGAAUGCAGCUGUCAAGGAGGCUUCAAGACCCCAGGCCCCAUACACACCAGACAGCACACAAAGGAAGUGGGAAGGCCACAAACUCCUUUGAAAGAAACAACCUUGGAGCCCUGGACUCAGCCACAGCCCCAGCGCCGGGUCACCUUCCACCUGCCAGAUGGCUCCCAGGAGAGCUGCAGUGACAGCGGCCUGGGCGACCACGAGCCCGCCAGCGGGGCCAGCACGUCCCACCCGCUGCCCCUGGGCUUCCCCCAGGACGAGUUCUACGAGCAGGCGUCGCCCAACAGCCGCACCGAGGGCGACGGCAACUCCGACCCCGAGUCCACUAUCGAGGUGAACCUGCAGAAAGCCCUGGCCGAGGCCUCUGAGAACUGCACGCAGGAGUGCCUCAUCCUCGGCCACUCCGACACCUGCUGGAUGCCGCCGGCGCUGGCGCCGUUCCCGCAGCCCAACGCCUCCCUGCCGUCCUUCGGCUUCCAGCCAGGCUGGGGCCGAGGAGCCGGGCCCGAGGGACGCCACACCCUCGGCAGGCCGCUGCCCAAGGACGACAGUGACAAAGGCCAGGCUGGGCCCAGGCCCCAGUUCUACAACACCUGCGAGAGACAUUGCGCCGGCGAGGAUCCCGUCAAGGUCAUCCCCCUGGCCAACUUCGGCGCCUCCCGCCCGGCGCCGGGGGCCGGCGGCAGCUCCAGCUUCGUCCACGAGCACCAGCUGUGAGCGCAGGGCUGAGAAACCCCCAGUUCCAGGCUUUAAGGGUGACUGUGGAUAGUCACGGCCUAACGCCGCUCCUGGCGCGCCCCGCCGGCUCGUUGGGCCUGUGAAUGUUUGUGUAUAUAGAACCCGAAAUCCGAAACGCGGUAUCGAAAUCUUUAGGACCUGCUUGAAAGGUGGUUAUUGUAGUUCUUGGUGAAAUCCAGAAAAUGGGGAAGAGAACCCACAACCCAGAAACAAUCAGAGGAAAAACAAAAUCCUGUUCAUUUUCUUACACGGGCCAUGUAGUGCGAAUAUCUGCCAGCAGUUCUUCCUCCCUUUGAAGGCAAUUCCUUAGUACAGUUUGGGGAUAUUGCAGUCUAAAAAUAGCUUACUCAAAUUGUUCUUUGUUGUUCUAAUUUAUAGCAUAUUCAUAGAUUUCAUCUUCCAUUUGCUUAGCGUUAGAGAUCAAGUGAGCAAUUUCUCAUUUGAUUACUUGAUAAAAUAGA
Molecule: messenger RNA, 4453 nt
Organism: Ficedula albicollis (Collared flycatcher)
Lineage: Eukaryota; Metazoa; Chordata; Aves; Passeriformes; Muscicapidae
Gene: PCDH11X
Product: protocadherin 11 X-linked
Exons: 6
Coding region: 282-3971 (1229 amino acids)
Biological process (GO): homophilic cell-cell adhesion
Cellular component (GO): plasma membrane
Molecular function (GO): calcium ion binding
Source: RefSeq, a predicted model, not a curated record